AUGACGACCAGCUCGAAAAAGAAGAAGGACAAGAGGAAGGAUUUCCAGAAACCCAAGUUGAGGGUUGGAAAGACCGCCCCAAAGGCUGCCAAUGCGACGAGCACGAGUUUCAAAGCGAAAUCAAUAUCUUUGAAGCAGCAGGCACUCUCUGCAAAUGCUCCAACACUCGAAGCACAAUGUGUACAUCACCUGGGUCUCCUUGAUCACAAAGCGGACAAACAGCGACAGGAAUCGCUGGCCUUUCUCACCACAGCCAUUACAGGCGUUGCUCCAGGAAGUCCAUUACCUCAGCCCGCUUCAGUCAUCAUCCCUGCUGUGCAGAGACUUAUCUUGGACGCUUCAAAUGCCGUUCGGCAGCAGUUGCUAAAGCUGCUCAAGGCUCUGCCGGAGAGCGACGUGGCCACUCAUGCAGAUCAACUCCUGCUCCAUACGAGAGCUGGGAUGACACAUCUGUCCGCGGAAACUCGCACGUUCGCCCUCGAGGUGCUCCAGUGGCUUAUUGGUGUUGCGGGCGAUGAAGUUGUGAGCUGCGCAGGUGGGUGGGUAAAGAUGCUGAAAUGCUUCCUGAGCCUGCUUGUCUGGAAGCCUGAAGGAGAGGGGAAAUGGUCGCAAGCAAAGUCGUACGGCAAGAGCGACGCGAAGCUCCAAGUGAAGCAGAUGGACGCUCUCACCUCCUUCUUACGAGUCGGUCUAUAUCACGCACAGCUUGCAUCGGUCACGAACGACAGCAAUUUUCCGCUCUGGCAGACCGAGCACCACAUGUUGUCUGAACGAUCGAACGUGUACGCCCAUCUAAAUCUCUUUAGCGCGACAAGAGACGAAGAAGCAGAGAUGUUGGAGGAUCGCGAGGACCGACAGAGGGUGUUCAAUGACAGAGCUGAAGCCGCUGUCGUUGUCGGUCUUGAGCAGGCCCUGAAAGCGGGCGGUGAGAUGGGUCGCGCAGCUGCGCAGCUACGGAAAGUGGUUAGAGACGGUAUGGCAGACUUUCAUAGAGAGGAAGUCAUGGUAUGA
Messenger RNA from Ascochyta rabiei, 1011 nucleotides. RefSeq names its product rRNA processing protein. Bases 1 to 1011 code for a protein of 336 amino acids. The record is from RefSeq and is a predicted model, not a curated record. Gene Ontology annotation, biological process: rRNA processing. NCBI's taxonomy places the organism in Eukaryota, Fungi, Ascomycota, Dothideomycetes, Pleosporales, Didymellaceae. The transcript is spliced from 3 exons. Gene Ontology annotation, cellular component: nucleus.